This is a messenger RNA of Ciona intestinalis (vase tunicate), 1899 nucleotides long. Its product is annotated as BTB/POZ domain-containing protein KCTD8-like. The record is from RefSeq and is a predicted model, not a curated record. Gene Ontology annotation, cellular component: signaling receptor complex. Gene Ontology annotation, biological process: protein homooligomerization; regulation of G protein-coupled receptor signaling pathway. Lineage: Eukaryota; Metazoa; Chordata; Ascidiacea; Phlebobranchia; Cionidae.
CAUAUUGGCAACGUUAAAAAUUUUAGGCGACCGGGUCUUUAGUUUACAGCUAUAUUCGUGUGUCAGUCAGUUCUGCUUUACACCGUGCCUGGUUAACUAUAAGAAUAAGUUCGUGGUCUUUAAGAAUGAGCGGAAGUAACCCAAACAGCGUUAUUAAACUGAGCGUUGGCGGUCACCACUAUACAACAACGCUCAAAACAUUAACCAACAAAUGUGCCACUUCAAGCUUGGCAAUGGCGGCAAAAAGCUUCCAACAAAACGACUUAAAAUUGGACAUGGAAGGCUACGUACGUGACGAAGACGACCGGUUGUUUGUGGACCGCGACGGUGAAAACUUUCGCUAUAUUUUGGACUAUUUAAGAGGAAAAGGCGAUCUUAGUCUUCAUAAGCUUGUACCGGAUGCCGCAGUUCGGUACAGGCUUCGUCUUGAUGCUGAGUUUUAUGGACUUGAGGAUUUGGUUAAAGAACUCGGCAAGCUUGAGAUUACGAUAUGUCGCACCGAGUCUUCUGACGACACUGUGCCUCAAUUCCUGAAAUCGGAUUCAGUAAGCCCGAACAGAGUAGUCAAGCGAUUCGUCUCUAAACGGUGGCCACCUCCGUCGGCUGCUUCGGCGCCUUCUUUGACCAUAGGAGGAAACGGGACUGACAUUUGUUAUGAAAGGCAGAACCGUUUAAAGACUGACCUUUGGGAGAAAGGUCCCUUCUUUAUCACCAUCGGUUAUAGAGGUUCAUACACUUCAACCAGCGAUGGACGAUCAACUGACAUUUCAAAAUUUCGACGAAUAACAAGAAUUACAGUCUCAGGAAGAUCCGACGUUGCUAAAGAGGUCUUCCAGCAGGAAUUGAACGAUAGUCGAGACCCCGAGCGCCACCCAUCGGAAGGUUAUACUUGCCGUUACUACCUAACCCACAAUUACUUGGAGCUUGCGUUUGAAAAGCUGGCGAGCCGAGGUUUUAAGUUGGUGACGUCCUCUUCCAGCGGAACCAAAUCUCUCCCCUCUUUAUCAAAGGAGUUUAAGCAGUGGACCACCUACAACGAGUAUUUGUUUUAUAGAGGACUUAGCGAAGAGGACGGUCCUCUUGAUUAGAAUUCUUACCGUGUGUAUAAACAUCUGAAUAUUUGAAACCGAUCUUGUUAAAAUCUAACCGGUAUAACACAGAACGUAUAAGUACUGUGGGGUAAGAUGACCAUUAGCACAUAAUAUUCAAAUAUUCUGGUCGUGUUUUAAACCAAUAACAACAGUCUAUGGGAGUCAUUAGAAUACGGUUUUAUAAUUCUUUGAAUGUUCUUUGUUUACUUCCGAAUAGGACGAGAAAGCACAAUAAAAGAUGUCCCUUCCCUCUCCCUACUAUAUAUAUAUAUAGUAGACAAGAGUACCUACCUGACCUUACGACUGCUGAUAUAUUACUACACGAAUAUUGCAAGGCUAUCGAUUGAACAGACCACUAAAUGUGCUAAGCCUUGCCUUACAAGCUGUUCGUGGUUUAACUUAUUAGCUGUGGGGUGGCACGUUUAACAAUUAUAAUACCACCCGCACAAUAAUGCUUGCCACUAUGACGUACAAGAAUCAAUAAGAGCUAGCUAUUUUGGUCACAGGUCAACCGGAAAUGUAAUUUUGAAUCAAUUAAAAACAACGUGUACAGUAUAAUUUGCAAUGGCACUUUGUCAAAUAAGCGCCGUAUACGGAAUCCAGCUGCCACAUAUAAACUGUAUUAUCUUAUAGCGCAAUAUUUGUACAUAGGUGUACUGUGUAAACGUUGCAAUUAGUUAAAACCUAAAGCUGUGCUUUGUAUAACGAAUGAUUCCAUUAUAUUCUGUGUUCUUACGCUAUUCUGUAUACAUGACAAGCGUAUAUUUGUUUCAAUAUUGUAUAACAAAAUAAAAUGUAUGAACUACAU